ACAUGCCCCUUUGAAAGGUGGCAUUGGUUCAAUUUAUAGGUGUGUCUCUUUUCCUGAAAAUACAUGUCUGUUUACUUAAAUCAUUGCAGUAAUUUUCUGAAACAGUACAACAUUUCGUGAAACAUUGCAUCAGUUCGAAACAGUGUUGCGGCAGUUCGCGAAGCAGUGUACUGUUCACCCGAAACAGUGCUACUGUUCACGUAACAGUGCUACUGUUCAUGCAAAACAGUCACUGUUCAUGCGUCAGUUCGUGAAGCAGUGCGCUGUUCACGCAAAACAGUGCUACUGUUCACGCAAAACAGUCACUGUUCACGCAUUCCUGCAUUUUUUAACAUUUCCAUUCAUACCCUUUCAUUACUAUGAACCCAACAGUUGGUGCAUUUCUGAAUGUUCUCUUUGAAAGGAUUCCUAGUUGGGUUGAGCUGCUCAAGAAGAAUAAGCAUGGUGAUAGGCUUUUAGAGAAGUUGGAGGACAUUUUGCUUGGUCUUCAGAUUGAGCGAAGUGAUGCAGAGAAUAAGCAGGCAUCAGAUCCACUCGUGAGGAAGUGGUUGAAUAAGCUUCAGCGUGCUGUAGACGACGAUGAAAACCUCUUGGAAGAAGUCAAUUAUGAGGCUUUGAGGCUUAAGGUGGAAGGUCAACUUCGAAAUCUUGAAGAAAAAAGCAACCAGCAAAAAAAGAGUACUAAGAAGAAUGAAGAAGGAGAAAAGAAGAAGAAAGAAGGAGGAGAAGAGAAUAAGAAGGAUGGAGGAAACUUAACUGCGAUUUUGAAAUCAUGUCAGUGUGAAGGAUGUGUUAGUACAGUUGUCAAAGCCAUUCGAAGUAUUGGAGGUGUGGAGAAAGUUAUGUGUGAUGUAGAUUCGAAGAAACUAACUGUGAUUGGAAAAGUUGAUCCAGUGAUGUUACGAGAGGAAGUUGAACGGAAAACACAGAAGAAUGUUGAAGUUGUCUCUCCGAUAACGAAAAAGGAUGGUAAGGGAAAAAAAGGUGGCGACAAUGGCAGUGAUAAUGGCGCCGGAGAGGAGAAGAAGAAAAUGCAGAAGCAGAACAAGGAAAAGGAUUCAAGGGAGAACACAGGAGGAGAAGAUAAAAAAACGAAAGAGAAAGAGCUUCCGAUCACAACCGCGGUGUUGAAGUUGCAUUGCCAUUGUCAAGGAUGUAUUCAGAAAAUCGACGAAAUCGUGACCAAAUUCAAAGGGUACAAGGAGAUGAAAGUAGACUAACAAAAGGAUUUGGUGACUGUUACAGGGUCGAUGGACAUGAAGGUGUUGGCUGAAACGUUGAAGAAGGAUUUGAAAAAGGAAAUCGAGAUUGUCCCGCGUAAGAAGGAAGGCGGAGAGAAGAAAGAGAAAGGCGGUGGUGAUAACGGUGGUGGUGGUGGCAAAGGUAAGGGUAAAGGAAGAGAAGACAAUGUUGAAGGGAAAGGUAAGGUGAAGGAUGAGAUAGACGGAGGCGUUGGUGCUGGUGUUGGUGGUAACUAGGGGUGGAAAAAUUAGACCAAGACCAAAUGACCCGCCCGAUUUGCCCAAGGGUUGAUGGGUUUGGGCAACAGUGAUUUUGAUAAGGAAAAAUUACAGCUUAUAGAUAAAAAUCUUUUAUAAUUACAUGGUAUGGGUAAUGUUUUAAAAAAUUACAAUUCAUAGGUAAUUAUUUGUUAAAAAUCAAUUUUAUGUGAGCGCAUUUAUACAAAUAUAAUUUCUAAUGUAUAUAACAAAGGCAAAAUAAUUUUCUCUCUCAUAAUUAAUAUUUUAUUCUCACUCUUAUCUGAUUGGAGUAAUAUGCGGCACUAGAUUACAUCUUUGCUCUAA
Messenger RNA from Capsicum annuum, 1805 nucleotides. Its product is annotated as heavy metal-associated isoprenylated plant protein 3. Lineage: Eukaryota; Viridiplantae; Streptophyta; Magnoliopsida; Solanales; Solanaceae. The record is from RefSeq and is a predicted model, not a curated record. Bases 360 to 1220 code for a protein of 286 amino acids. Gene Ontology annotation, molecular function: metal ion binding. The transcript is spliced from 5 exons.